AUGCUAAGCUCGGGGUCAGCGCGGAGGCAGAAGCAGCGCAAGGUGCUGCUGAUGGGCAAGUCGGGCGCAGGCAAGUCGUCGAUGCGCUCGAUUGUCUUCAGCAACUACGUGGCCAAGGAUGUUCGGCGACUGGGAGCUACCAUCGAUGUCGAGCACAGUAACAUUCGGUUCAUGGGCAACCUCAUGCUCAACCUGUGGGAUUGCGGAGGACAGGACGGUUUCACAGAGUCGUAUCUCACCAACCAGCGGUCAAGCGUCUUCGCAUCCGUCGCCGUGCUCAUCUUCGUCUUCGAUGUCGAGUCCCGCGAGUUCAAUGCCGACCUCAUCAACUAUGCCUCGAUCGUCCAAGCCCUCCGCGAGAACUCUCCCCAAGCCAAGAUCUUUGUGCUCAUCCACAAGAUGGACUUGAUCAUGUCCAACAUGCGCGACCACGUCUUCGCAGAACGCAGCGACGCAAUUCGUCAGAUCAGCAUCGAGCACGGCUUUGGCGGAGACCAACAGGAUGCUGGCAAGGACGUCGACUUUUGGGGCACAAGUAUCUGGGACCAGAGCUUGUACAAGGCCUGGACUCAAGUCAUCUACUACUUGGUGCCCAAUGCUGGCGCAAUCGAAGACCUACUGCGCCAACUUGCCGACGUCAUUGAUGCCCACGAACUCAUCCUCUACGAACGCACCACUUGUCUCAUGGUCACCCACGUCUCACGCCCCUACGAACGAGAAGGCAACCCGCACCCCGAUCGCUUCGAGCGUCUAUCCUCCAUCCUCAAAUCUCACAAGCACUCUGUUGCAAAACACACUGGCAUGCCCGCUGGAUCAGCCAACUUUGCCGAGCUUCAAAUCAAGACUGGCGAGUUCAUGUUCUUGAUCACUCGCCUUAGUGAGAACACAAACUUGGCUGUCGUAAUGGGUAGUGGCGAGGCCAUGUACAACGCUGCCAGAAUAAACAUUGCAAACGCACGCGACAAGUUCGCCGAGCUCGACAUUGCGAGCAAGAGCCGCGAGAAGCAGGAAGUCCAGAGCGGCCGAUGA
This is a messenger RNA of Aureobasidium subglaciale EXF-2481, 1029 nucleotides long. RefSeq lists its product as uncharacterized. NCBI's taxonomy places the organism in Eukaryota, Fungi, Ascomycota, Dothideomycetes, Dothideales, Saccotheciaceae. The coding region runs from base 1 to 1029 and encodes 342 amino acids. Gene Ontology annotation, molecular function: GTPase activity; GTP binding. Gene Ontology annotation, cellular component: Gtr1-Gtr2 GTPase complex; nucleus; fungal-type vacuole membrane. Gene Ontology annotation, biological process: regulation of autophagy; cellular response to amino acid stimulus; positive regulation of TOR signaling. The record is from RefSeq and is a predicted model, not a curated record. The transcript has 2 exons.